Chaetomium strumarium is the source of this 426-nucleotide messenger RNA. RefSeq lists its product as uncharacterized. NCBI's taxonomy places the organism in Eukaryota, Fungi, Ascomycota, Sordariomycetes, Sordariales, Chaetomiaceae. The record is from RefSeq and is a predicted model, not a curated record. The coding region runs from base 1 to 426 and encodes 141 amino acids. The transcript has 2 exons.
AUGGCGUCUGAACGCAUGAACUGGGACCACCAUGCGGACCACGACCUGCUUACGGCCAUGAUGCAGGAGCUGCAGCCUUCUCAGGAGCAGCUCCGCGGCGUCAUGAACCGCAUGCACGGUUUUGGCUACACCUGCACUGUCAAGGCCAUCACCCAGCACCUGCAGAAGCUUCGCCGCAAGGAGGGCGGCCCCGGUCCUGCUGCCGGCAAGGACGACGGCGCCGGACCGUCCACCCCGAAGAGCACUCCGAAGACCCCCGGUGGUCGCAAGAAGAAUGUCGGCGCCGCCGCCAAGAGCACCCCGGGCAGCGCCAAGCGCAAGAAGUCCGCUGCCACCGCUGAGUCGGUCGACGACAGCGAGCCCGACACCAAGAAGGUCAAGGACGAGAAGACCGAUGUGAAGCAGGAGAUCGCUUCGGAGGAGUAA